Armigeres subalbatus is the source of this 2980-nucleotide messenger RNA. RefSeq names its product mucolipin-3-like. The coding region runs from base 576 to 2627 and encodes 683 amino acids. NCBI's taxonomy places the organism in Eukaryota, Metazoa, Arthropoda, Insecta, Diptera, Culicidae. The transcript has 2 exons. Gene Ontology annotation, molecular function: NAADP-sensitive calcium-release channel activity. Gene Ontology annotation, cellular component: lysosomal membrane; plasma membrane. The record is from RefSeq and is a predicted model, not a curated record.
CAACACAAAUGCUCAACGCGUUCUAUCCCCGUCACACCAAUGCAGGCGAACGGCUUCAAUCAAGCAAAACAUGCUUUCGUUUGUUCGCUUGCUCUCACGUGGUCACAUGGUCCGGUCCGUUGCAUGUAGGAAUGAUGCUACCUCGACUAAAAACUCGCUCCGUCGCUGUGACCAGCAUAAAGAGUGAUAUCACCCUCAGCAGCAGUUUGGCUUUGAUACAUCGCACCGUGACUGACGUUGUUGCUGCCUGCGCUCCAUAUAGCGACAUACUACUGCAGUGGUCGACCAAGCAGAACGACAGAGGAAUCUACGCUUCGAUUGUCGUCGCAGAAGCAGCAGCACCAAGAAAGAAAGUAUUAUCUGUGGUCAUUGGCCAGUGCUUUUUGUGUCCGUUUCGAUUAAUCUGCCUACAUUUUCGAUAAUAGUUCUCAUCCCGUUCCUGUGCGAUGUGAAAACUACCUUCUUGUGAACUGAGUAACAACUAUGAAUGCUGGUGAUGGUGGCCACAGUGCCUGGAUGAUGUGAUAUGGUGAUCAGUGAGGUCUUCCUACAGUAAUGGCCUCGGCGUUCUUGAGAUGAGCAACUAUUCCUCGUCUUCGUCCACGGAGCAAAUCAAGCAUCAAGGAGUAGCAGAAGCAGUAGCGACAUCCGAUAUACGAACAGACAAUGAAAAACUGGUGGUAAGGCAAAAAAUCAAUAACAGCAACAACUACGACCGUUCUAGUUCUGCGGGUGCAAUUGGCGAAGCAGAAACAGCACGGCACUACAGUAGUGAAACUGCACGGGACGACGGCUGUGAUAGUGUUUGUUUUGGUGAUAUUAGAGCGUACUGCAACGAGAUGACCAUCAACGGUGAAGCAAAUUCUGGCGACGAAGGGGUGGUUGAGAUGCCCGUAUUUACCAACUCGGAUAUGCCCUUGACCGAGGGAAGGCUACGCAGGAAGCUGCAAUUUUUCUUCAUGAAUCCCAUCGAAAAGUGGCAAGCCAAGCGACGGUUCCCCUACAAAUUUGUGGUUCAAGUUAUUAAAAUAAUAUUAGUCACGCUGCAGCUUUGCCUUUUCGCGCACUCUAGAUAUAUGCACGUCAACUAUACGUGGGAUAAUACGAUUACGUUUUCGCACAUGUUCCUGAAAGGUUGGGACAUCACGAUGGAAGUCAGCACAUAUCCGCCAGAAACGGGACCCUUAUCCGUGUACGUAAUCGACGAUUUCUUUCAAACUAUUGAUUACGCUAUCGAUGGCUACGCAAAUCUCGAGGAAGCAAUUGGACCAUACUCCUACCCUAACGAAGACAACACGAUGGCGCCAAUGCAAUUCUGUUUGUACCGAUACAAAGACGGUACCAUUUUCGGUUUCAAUGAAAGCUACUUUUUCAAUCCAGAGAUUGACACUCUCUGUCUGGAUUUGGAUAGCAAUGUGACGACCAUCGGCAGCCGUAAGUAUCUCCAUCAGAAAGAUAUCCAUAUCAACUUUUCGGCUUUGGUCAAGGCCGAACUCAGGUUCGCCAUCAAAACGGUGAACUUCAAAGCUGCUGGUCCUAUCACGGCUCCGGACUGCUACCAGUUUGAUAUUUUGAUCUUCUUCAACAAUCAGGAUCACGACGGACAGAUGACUUUAAGUCUUGAAGCGGAGCCCAAGCGUCUCAUUUGCCACGGUGACGUCGAGUUCAUCAAGAACUCUAAAAUCGAAGACGCUUUGCGUAGCGCCCUCAAUAUUUUGGUCAUUCUUAUCUGUGCUGUCUCGUUUGCUCUUUGCGCCAGGGCAAUUUAUCGUGCACAACUGCUUCGAAUGAUCACAUAUGACUACUUUUUGCAAGUAUACCGCAAAAAACUAGCCCUCGAAGAUAAGAUGGAAUUUGUUAAUAUGUGGUACAUCAUGAUCGUCCUCAAUGAUGUCCUUCUCAUCAUCGGUUCCGCGCUCAAGGAGCAAAUCGAGCAGAAACACUUCAUCGCCGACGACUGGAACCUGUGUUCCUUACUUCUCGGAAUUGGUAACCUUUUGGUCUGGUUCGGCGUCCUGCGAUAUCUCGGAUUCUUCAAAACGUACAACGUAGUAAUUCUUACCCUCAAAAAGGCCGCCCCAAAAAUUCUACGCUUCCUGCUGUGUGCCCUUCUAAUUUAUGCCGGUUUCACCUUCUGCGGAUGGCUGGUCCUGGGUCCGUACCACAUCAAAUUCCGGUCCCUCUCGACCACCUCCGAGUGCCUGUUCGCCCUCAUCAACGGCGACGACAUGUUUGCCACCUUCACCAUCAUGUCGGAGAAAUCCAUCAUGCUGUGGUGGUUCUGCCGCAUUUACCUGUACGCCUUCACCAGUUUGUACAUCUACGUGGUCCUGUCCUUGUUCAUCUCGGUCAUCAUGGACGCGUACGACACGAUCAAAAAGUAUUACAAGGAAGGCUUCCCGCAGUCCGAUCUGCGGAAAUUCGUUGGCCCCUGCGAUCCGAAUGACUUCUCGAGCGGAGUUUUCCGCGAACAUGACUUCGACUGUGAGCAGCAAAUCGGCUUCAUCGAAUCCCUUAAACGAAUAUUCUGCUCCUGGCGGGGCGAUAGGGCACGAGGACCCACCGGAUACACAUCCCUUGCGCCGAAGGUGUCGUCUUCCUCCUCUACCGAAGGCUAUGUUUCGUAAAUAUCAAACUGUAGUAAAUUUUUGUUGAAAUUUAUAUUAACUGCACUCCACAGAAAAGAUAUUCCCGAAAUGUUUUUAUGUUCACUGUUAUGUAUAACUAGUUAGUAAGUUGAAAAUUUGAACUGGAGCCAAAAUAAAACUAAAUAUCCUGGUUUAGGAGCAAGAAUGCAAGCCAUAGAUUAUUCUAGUUUAAAUAUUAAAGUGUAAAUUUGUUUUCUGCCGCUCAAAUUACACAAAUCGAUAGCUGUAUUAAUAGAGAAUUUGUUUGAUAUGCAUUCGAGACGUGAUAGUUCAUGGAUUUUAUGUGAUGAAAUAAAAGUACCACUAUAAUCUAAUUAAUAUACUAAGAUUAA